Messenger RNA from Anopheles darlingi, 2157 nucleotides. It is a transcript of the gene Stip1, whose product is annotated as stress-induced-phosphoprotein 1. Gene Ontology annotation, molecular function: Hsp90 protein binding. The transcript is spliced from 4 exons. NCBI's taxonomy places the organism in Eukaryota, Metazoa, Arthropoda, Insecta, Diptera, Culicidae. The record is from RefSeq and is a predicted model, not a curated record. The coding region runs from base 621 to 1607 and encodes 328 amino acids.
AGUGUAUUGAUAUUUUGUCUUUGAGGUUAGAAACUCGAGUUCGCUGUAAAAAGUGGGAAUUUCCAACAAAUUUCGUGAUAAAGAUUAUCGAGAUACGAGCCCAAUAAAGUCAUCCGCAAAUCCCCAAGUCGUUCCCGUUACCGAGAAAGUGGAAAACAGUAGAUAACUGCGUUCAGAUCCACGAAACGACUGAUCGAAGACGAGGCUGAAUCCACGCGGAAGCGGAUUCUGGAUUGUUCUCCUCUUUUGCUAAAAGAGUCCUCCUUCAAGAUCCGGAGAACCAAUUUACCAGCUCACAAUCGACCCUAGAGAGCACAGAAGUCUGCGACCGGCGAUCCGGGUGUCUCGGAUACCAAUCGGAACCCGCUUCAGCAAGCGCCAGCAUCACCGCAAGAUCUCCUGCAAUUCACCAAUUACAUAAUACAUUCGGUCCCACUCACGUCCGGAAUAUCCCCGUACCCGGGCAGCAAACCGAAGAAGUCGCAACUGCAAAGCUUACCGCAAAUAGCACAACGAAACUCGGAACCUACAAAAAGUCGGAGCCGUGCCGUUCAGAGGUGUUAUAUUCUAUCUGUAAAGUUCACACUUGGUGGCAGUAAAGACUCCUUGAGUAUCCAAAAAUGGCAACUCAAGGUCUAUCGCAAAAUAAGCAGGAGGCGUUGAAAGAAAAAGAACUGGGCAACGCGGCAUAUAAACUUAAGGAUUUCGGAACAGCUCUCCAGCACUACCGCAGUGCGGUGACACUCGAUCCGACGGAUAUUACAUUCCACAAUAAUAUCGCUGCGGUCUACUUUGAACAGAAAGAGUUCCGAAAAUGUAUCGAAGAAUGUGAAAAGGCCGUUGAGGUUGGUCGGGAAAAUCGAGCCGAUUACAAACUGAUAGCCAAGGCCUUUACGCGUACGGGAAAUGCUUACAGGCGGUUGGAGGACUACAAGUCCGCCAAAACGUAUUUUGAAAAAUCAUUAUCCGAACACCGUACGCCCGAAGUGAAGUCCCUGUUAAGUGAUACCGAGAAGAAGAUCAAGGAAAUUGAACGUUUAGAAUAUAUCGACCCAGCAAAGGCCGAAGAAGAGAAGGAAAAAGGGAAUGAAUUCUUCAAACAGGGUGAUUACAGCACGGCCGUUAAACAUUACUCCGAGGCCAUCAAGCGCAAUCCGGAUGACGCAAAACUAUACAGCAACCGUGCCGCCUGUUACACAAAGCUAGCUGCCUUCGAUCUCGGACUUAAGGAUUGUGAAACUUGUUGCCGGUUGGAUGAAGGCUUUAUCAAGGGUUGGAUUCGCAAAGGCAAAAUCCUGCAGGUAAUGCAAAAAUCUUCGGAAGCACUGUCUGCCUACCAAAAAGCACUGGAAAUUGACCCAAACAACGCGGAAGCGCUUGAGGGCUACCGGGCUUGUACGAUGGCCGUACAUGCUGACCCGAAGGAAGUUUGGAAAAAGGCCAUGAACGACCCAGAAGUUCAACAAAUCCUCAAGGACCCUGCAAUGCGUGUUAUUCUCGAGCAGAUGCAGAGCGAUCCAAAAGCUGUGCAAGAGCAUCUGAAGAAUCCGCAAGUUGCUUCUAAAAUUCAAAAACUUCUAGAAUCGGGAAUCAUCCAGAUCUAUUAAGCUUGCUCGCUAUCUACCACAUCAGUCCGAUAAAGAACUGGAACCUUUUCAUUGCGACCAUCUCAUAUCGUCAUGAAACUAUUGUAGCGAACGUAGCGUAACAAAGGCCGUAUUCGUGACGCUAAUAGCGUCCGUUGGUAUUUAAGUGGCGGGGGAUUUGGUUGUCGCUGAAAUGUUUUCAUAAUUCUUUAGUUUUACUCUCGUUUAGCUGCGCGCUUACGACUAUUACAGUAGAGUUGUAGUGUGCCAGUUGUCCUAUUCGGUAUGCCGUUUCACGGUUGUGCGCGUCUAUUCUCGACAGUUGGGUUCCAAGCUAGCCUUGUGGCUCUUUAAAGAAAAUAUCGGGUACCCAGCUGCUUAAAACCGCGCGUGCACAAGUUGCACACCUUGUCAUUGCCUAACAACAGUUUUGGUCAAGAAAACGAUAAUCUAGGAAAAGUAAGAAGUACUAAGUAGUUCUGAAUUAAAGCAUACAAAUUGAUCACCAUGAAGUCGAAAGCGAAAGUAGUUUAGGGAUCAAAAUCGCGAAAAUAAACUAUUUGUACCAUUA